Molecule: messenger RNA, 721 nt
Organism: Darwinula stevensoni
Lineage: Eukaryota; Metazoa; Arthropoda; Ostracoda; Podocopida; Darwinulidae
Source: the annotation of a GenBank genome assembly
GCCUUUUUGUCUCGUGACCAGCAAGCGAUUGACAUCUGGCAUCAUCACGCCAAAAAUAUGGCUUGCUGCAAUAGCGAGCGCUGCGUGCAUUUUCACAUUUUCGCAGCUUGCCUUGGGGUUCUUCUGGGGAUUUCUGCAUUUGCCGCCUUUGGUUUCCACUAUGGAAAUCACCAUGCCGCUAUCUGGGCUGUCAUUUCAGCCAUGCCAGCAGCUGUGUGUUUGCUGCUGCAUAUCCUCUACAUUCAAGAACAGUUGGACAUCUAUUAUUCAGAGAAGUCACUCAAUGGAAUGGCAUUGCUUGGAUUUGCUCUUGGACUUUGUGGUCUUGCUGGUCUAGUUUGGUACACUUUCAACAUCCUCUACUACAACAUCUCAUUUCUUCCAUUGGACAUCAGCAAGUCAUACUACAUUGACAUUGUAUGGGCCUUCAUGACAGCCAAGUGGGGCUUUAUGCUGUAUUGUGUAGCCAGAAGAUACUGUUCAAUUGUGGGAGGUGACUAUUUGAUUUUGGUCCAAGAAGAUGAAAUAAUAGCAUCUACUUCUGCCAUAAGUGCUUGAGGCCUGACUAGUUUAUAUCUCACGGGACCAUUGAUCAAACUACUUAUGUCCACAGGGGCUGUGAUAUUUUACCAGUGAGCCUUUUGUCCCACUCAAAACUGAUGUAAGGUUAGAUCUUGUUGAAUCUCAUUAUAUGUAUGAAUAAAUGUUAUUUUCUUGAGUU